Colletotrichum destructivum is the source of this 432-nucleotide messenger RNA. RefSeq lists its product as uncharacterized. The coding region runs from base 1 to 432 and encodes 143 amino acids. The transcript has 2 exons. Lineage: Eukaryota; Fungi; Ascomycota; Sordariomycetes; Glomerellales; Glomerellaceae. The record is from RefSeq and is a predicted model, not a curated record.
AUGCCACCAACUUAUUACACGUCUUUCACCCAUCCCCGCCUCUAUCACCCAACUGCGACGGGUCGGAGUAGGUGGCCAUUCUUCCCUCCUACGAUGCUCAGUGGCUGUUUCUAUGACUCCCAAGUCAACACUCAUCAGGUGUUAGCAACUUGUACGGGUAUGUACAACAUGCGGCCAGACGCACAUGUCUCGAACCGCCCGCACUCAUCUCGUUGCAGGGCCCAGGUUAUUUCCCCUUCCGAAAGAGCAUGGAGAGAGGAGUGGGAACUGGGUGAUGGGGGCCACGACAGAGGCAGCGACAGCGACAGCGAAGGCGACGGCGACAGGGACGGCGACAGAGACGGCGACAGGGACGGCCUUACAACACCCUUCCUUGUUGUCACGCUGUGUCAUUUUCUGCCGAGUCUUGCAGGCAAGGUACGCGGUACGUAG